Messenger RNA from Cherax quadricarinatus, 1037 nucleotides. The record is from RefSeq and is a predicted model, not a curated record. Lineage: Eukaryota; Metazoa; Arthropoda; Malacostraca; Decapoda; Parastacidae.
AAUAAUCCAAACUGAGACAAACACAGGAGGUUGCUUGAUCUGUAUAUUUCGACCGCCUUCUGGAAUUCUCUUCAGUAUUAUAUAUACGCUGAGAGAAAUAUACCUCUCGGAGUAUUUAUUCUAUUAUUAAUAGUUAUAUAACAAAAAUGCAAUUGAAACUCCAGGUAAGCAUAAAACUUUAUUUUGAUAUUUAUGUUUGUUAGGAAAAUUUUGUGUUGUCUCUGGUUCGAUAUUGUUUUAUGGGCAUUAUCAGUUUUAAUACUUUAAAAACUCAUUUUUUCCAGGUUGAACUGGAAAGUUCUGGACCAAUAUUAGUACUGACUUUUGCCUUCAUUGCUGGGUUAGGCUGGCGUAGACUGGGCACCGAGGAUCCUGACGUUUCUGCUAGUUACCGGUUUAUGUGGGAGAUCUUCCAGCCAAUGCUCUUCGCUUCAAUUGGAGCCGAAAUUGAUAUUGGAGCGACAGAUCCUGUCACUAUUGGCUGGGGGCUGUUAGCCUUGUUAAUUGGCAUCUCCUUCAGAAUAGCUACUUCGUUCAUUGUGGUGAUGGGCGCUUCCUUUACCAUAUGGGAGCGUUUGUUCAUUGCCAUUGCAUGGUUUCCUAAGGCUACUGUUCAGGUAGGAAUAUUGAUUAAUAUUAAUGGAUUGUGUAAGGGGCAGUGUCCUGUUCAAAACUGGGUGUUAGCUGACGGUUGUGGUUGGAGGCUGCAUGUUAGCAUUCCUUAGAUAGGAGCUGGGUGAUACAUGUACUAUCAAUUUAAAUGCAUGUUAUGGCAUUUUAAUGCCAUGACACGCAUUGUCUUAUAAAUGUACGUAGAAAAAAAACAUAACACGGGUGGGGUUUGAUCUCGCAGUCAGAGAGUCUCAAAAAACCAGACCAUCGCGUUAGCCCCUGGACCAGCUAGCCACAAUAGGAUUCGUCCAACUAGGUAUAUUUCUACACCAUAGGAAGGUUAGCAUAGGCACCACUGUGACAACAAAUGCAAGUUUUUACAGAUGAAUCUCCAGCUAGCGUGGCCAUGACGAACUCUAGCUCAA